Molecule: messenger RNA, 642 nt
Organism: Suillus bovinus
Lineage: Eukaryota; Fungi; Basidiomycota; Agaricomycetes; Boletales; Suillaceae
Exons: 1
Molecular function (GO): zinc ion binding
Source: RefSeq, a predicted model, not a curated record
AAAGAAUUCAAAAGAGACUGGCUGCAUGCAGCCAACACCCCGAUCACGGUACCACUCAACCCCAAAUAUCGACCGGAUCCCCAUCGUUGGGUCUGCACCUGCCCGAAUUUUGUUAAAACUCGGUUUCUCGUUUGUAAGCAUCUGGUACAAAGUGUCCACCCCGUAGUGCCUACCUUUUUCCUCGAGGUGCAACGGAACCGCACGAUACCAUUUUGGACACAUCUGUUGCUCGUUCCCCUCGAUUCCUGUCCGUCGCCGCUCGCCACUGCUGCAAUGCCUGUUCCUGUGCCACUGGAACCAGCGAACGAGGGGGAAAUGGAAUCAGGUGACGAAGUUGGUGAUGGUGCGGAAGAUGACCUUGUGGAUACGUUCUGUCAACAGCUCGACACCAGGACAUUCCAGGAACGCAUGCUCACACAUGUCAAGAUCCGUGAUUUCUGUGAUGGCCUUGAGUAUCAAAUUCAAUUUAAUGACUAUAGAAUGCUUACCGUUCUCGAACGCAAUGGCUCAUCAUUUCUCCGUCUGGCAGAUAAUUGUCUCAGUCGUGAACGACGAGAAAACUCGUCUCGAUCGCGGAGCCCAACAACCUGGGAAAAAGGGACCGCCAGCGCAAUGUUUUAUCGUGCUCGUUCAACCACUUAA